Molecule: messenger RNA, 1602 nt
Organism: Phytophthora sojae
Lineage: Eukaryota; Oomycota; Peronosporomycetes; Peronosporales; Peronosporaceae
Exons: 1
Coding region: 13-1602 (529 amino acids)
Biological process (GO): attachment of GPI anchor to protein
Cellular component (GO): GPI-anchor transamidase complex
Source: RefSeq, a predicted model, not a curated record
CAGCAAGCCAACAUGAAGACGCCGCUCGUCGCGCUGCUUCUGCUGCUCUCCAUGCUUCAUGGAGCCCUCGCAGCGUUCACCGAGCAGUUGGCGUUGCGUCCCCUCCCUGCCAUCAACCAGGUUCUAGGCCGCUUCGAUUUCUCAGUGGACGAGGACUCUGGCCGCGCCGCAGCGUCGCUCUUCCCCAACGUGUUCCGCCAGAUCCUCGAGAAACACGACGCCGAGUCGUUGCACCUCACCUUCUCCGUCGGCAGAUACGCGGAUUGGCGCUACGGCUCAGCGCAAAUCUUCAACCGGUCCGGGCUCUCCCACGCGCCCUUCGGCACGCGGCUGCAGGUGGCGCUUCGAGGCGACGCGGACAUCCAGCAGCGCUGGCGAGGGAUCACGUCGGAGCUGGGCGGCAUCUUCUCCGCCUCAUUGAACCAGAUGGAUGAGACGGUCGUCACGGAGCCACUACCAGGUUCAUCACCGCAGGAGUUGGGCGCCUUCCCUUCGACAAACACUGACCCUGCGCUCGUGUUCCUGCACGGGUCAUUGGCGCGUGAGGAACUCUGCACUGAAAACUUGACGCCCUGGCUCAAAAUGCUGCCGUGUCGAGCGGUGUCUGGCCUUGGGGCUCUUAUUGACCCUAUUAACGCGCUGUCGGGGGAGUACCUGUCGCUAUCGCUGUUUGCGGCGAGAUCUCAGGACGGCACGUGGUCGCUUCAGCAACACUUGACAACGGUGCAGAGCCCCAGUAAGCACAACAAGGCGCGCUGGAGUCUGGGCUCCUUGUUUUUUGCGAACGAGCAACCCGCGGAUAUCAGUGCGUGCCCGCUUGCUGAAGAAAGCGUAAUUCACACGGAAGACAUGAAGGCAUCGGGUAUUGCGACCACUGACCUUCGUGUGGAACCUGUGUCGCUUACUACUCCGUGGUUCGACGACUGGAAAGCUGCAGCUGAGAAAGCCUCCUCCAAAAGCAGUUACAAGGCCCAAGAAGAUAUGGUGUCGGCUCAUCGUUUCGUCACUGGCUACGGCCAGGUGAGUGGCGGAUUCGCAGUGCAGCUCAAGAACAACCACCCUACUUGUGGCAUGCGUGUUACCUACCACGACGUCAUCCCGUGGUUUCUGCGCGUAUACUUCCACACGUUUCGCGCGGCCGCCGGUGGCAGUGAGCAGAAGGCGCAGGAGCUGAUUCAAUCGUUCAACUUUGUGCCAGCUGAGUUGCGUGGCCGUCCCAACCAGUUGCGUCUUGAAGUGUUCCUGCCUGCGAACACAACGUUGGUGUUCUCGCUCCAGAUGGAAAAGGCAUUCCUGCGCUUAUCGGAGCAUCCGCCUGAUGCCAAUCGUGGCUUUGACGUUGCCUCGGGUGUUGCUACAUUCGAUCUGCUGUCUGGUGCUCAGGAAGCGGCGGUAUGUGGCGAGGAUCCUGACUUCAGUACAACACUGUUCACAGAACCACUACUUGUGCCGCUGCCAACGCCCGAUUUCAGUAUGCCGUACAAUGUUAUCACGAUGACUUCGACAGUGGUGGCCUUCUUCGUGGGGACAAUGCUGAACGCACUGCUGCGUAAGGCUCCCCGCCUGAAGCAAAUGAUGACAAGCAGCUCAACCGUGAAGUAA